AUGCCGGCUCCAAUUGACCCGGAGACGAUCUACACCAAGCAAACAUGCAUCGGUGGCGGUAGUUUCGGUAAGGUGUUUAAAGGUGUGGAUAGACGCACCGGUGAAUCCGUGGCCAUCAAGGUCAUCGAUGUUGAAAAUGCGGAGGAUGAUGUCGAUGAUAUCAUCAGGGAAAUCGCCAUAUUGUCCGAGUUGAAAUCCCCCUAUGUCACCAAAUAUCAUGGCUCUUACUUGAAGGGAUCCAACCUGUGGAUCAUCAUGGAAUUCUGUUCGGGCGGCAGUUGCCAUGGUCUGCUGCGGCCAGGUGUGAUCCAUGAAGAAUACAUCGCCAUCAUUCUGAGGGAGCUUCUCCGCGGUCUGGAUUAUCUCCAUACCGACAAGAAACUGCACCGAGAUAUCAAAGCGGCGAAUGUUCUGCUCAGUGCCAGUGGUCAAGUCAAGCUGGCUGACUUUGGUGUAUCUGGGCAGCUGUCAGCCACGAUGACCAAGAAGAACACCUUUGUGGGUACUCCAUUCUGGAUGGCACCAGAGGUUAUCAAGCAAUCUGGUUACGAUUACAAGGCCGACAUCUGGUCUCUGGGAAUCACGGCGAUUGAGCUGGCUUGUGGUGACCCUCCGUAUGCUGAUAUCCACCCGAUGAAAGUGCUGUUCUUGAUUCCUAAGAACCCUCCUCCUACCUUGAACGGCGACUUUAGCAAGCCUUUCAAGCAGUUUGUGGAACUUUGCCUGCGCCGGGACCCCAAGGAGCGUCCUUCGGCUAAGGAGCUUCUCGAACAUCCGUUUGUGAAGCGUGCUAAAAGGACAACAUACCUGACAGAACUCAUCGAACGUGCAGAGCGCUGGCAAAUCACUCACCAAGGUCAGGAUGACGACGAUGAAUACGAGGGGUAUGAUGCCCAGCCUGAUCAAACUGUACAAGAUCGGACCCAAGAAAAAGAAGAUCUCUGGGACUUCGGCACUGUCCGUCCUGUAGGGAAGGGGCCGGCACCGCCAUUACGUCCAAUGAAAGAACCUGAACCAAACGCACGUAUUAAUGAAACAGAGGAGUGGGAUCUUUGCGACGAGACUCCCGCGCAAGGUCAGGCUACAUCCCGCCCACAACAAACAGCUCAACCCAGCGCUGCUCCCUCUCCUUUCCAUGCAUCUCCCACAAAAACCCCUCUUCCUCCCUCUGCUCCCUCUUCACCUCUCAAGCAGAGACCCUCUCAGACUGCCCUUCCUCCGCGCAAAGUCGUGACACCCAAGCCCAGUAGACCCGCAGAGGACAGCCCUCCCGCGCUAGGCCUCAACGAACAAUACGCACAGGCUGCUUUGAAGUACAGCAACCGUAUUGACAAGCCCUCUUCGCCAAAGCCGAGCCCUGCAGCCGGCAACCACGGCAUCUCAGCCAAACCAUCAUUCACCGGCUCUCAAGAGCUUCACCGCACUCCUUCCGCUCAAGCCAUCCGGAAGCCAGCUCCUCUCUCGCGCACUAUCGAUUCCCAAGGACCAGUGCCGCAGCCACAGCAGUCUCCCAGACUCCCUCAACCAGGCCUCCCAAGACAAACGGAGCCUCUACAAAACAUCAAGCCAGUCUCAGGCCUGAAAUCCAAGCGAGCACCAUCAAACAUGGAGGACCGUACUCCCAACCGCCCCGCCCCUCCAACCCCAUCCGAGAAAUCCCCUCGCCCUCUCCCCGAUGAUCGCGCCACGGCCUGCGGCUCCGUGAUCCUCCCCGCUCUCCGCGCGGCCAUGGACCGCCGCCGCAACCACCUCAUCCGCCUCGAGCCCGGCCAAGAGCAGAUUUUUGACCGCAGUGUUCGCGUCCACCGCGGCAUGGAGCAGGUCGCCGAAGACAUUGCUCGCUCCUUCAGCAACCUUCAGCGAUGGGACAUGGAGGACUCCAUCGACAUGGGUGGUGGUGUUGAUGCUGUUCUCGACGCGUUCCUCGAGGAGGUUCUCGUACGUCUGCAGCCAAACUAG
Penicillium brevicompactum is the source of this 1959-nucleotide messenger RNA. RefSeq names its product putative Ste20-like serine/threonine protein kinase. The transcript is spliced from 5 exons. Lineage: Eukaryota; Fungi; Ascomycota; Eurotiomycetes; Eurotiales; Aspergillaceae. The record is from RefSeq and is a predicted model, not a curated record. Gene Ontology annotation, molecular function: protein kinase activity; ATP binding. The coding region runs from base 1 to 1959 and encodes 652 amino acids. Gene Ontology annotation, biological process: protein phosphorylation.